Sungouiella intermedia is the source of this 777-nucleotide messenger RNA. The record is from the annotation of a GenBank genome assembly. NCBI's taxonomy places the organism in Eukaryota, Fungi, Ascomycota, Pichiomycetes, Serinales, Metschnikowiaceae.
AUGGAGUUUGAAAGUGCAAGAAAGUUGUGUCUGAUUGUUGUGGAUGAGUUGGUGCUGAAACACACGAGGCUGCUAUAUGAAAGGUAUAUGGAGAAUGAACGACAACUUGAGGCAUUGAUUGACAGAAAAUUACGAGAAGAAGAAACAAGAGAUGGUAUGGAGGAGGUAAUCAAUGGAGAUACAGAAGAUCAAGGGCUCAAUUCAGAAAAUCUUGAUAAUACAAACGAAUCAAUCCUUCGUCAACACCGAUUGGAUGUGUCUCAAUCUGUCCAGGAUACAGUAGGACUUCUUGAGACCGGUGAUAGCAUAAAAAUGUCUACGUCUUCAGGGGGAGCGUUUCUUCGGCCACCAGGGAGAGUCAGCUGUGCGGGAGUAUAUGGUGCUGGAAGCGGGUUCGGCCGUGUAGGAGACACAAUGGUGAUGUGUUUCUGCAGUGGGAAUGGUGACGAUAUUGUGAAAAUGGCACUUGCAAGUCAUAUCAGUGACCGGCUAGCACGCAUUGUCAAUGAAGAAUGGACCGAAUUGGGGCCCACUUUAGUCGACAUUGUCCGAGAAAGAAGCACUAUCUGUCAACUUCAAGCCGUUGACGAGAAUCUCAACUCGAUAGUCUACGUGGGAGUGGUAGCCGUAGUGAAACAGCACAACAAGCUCAGAGUUGUGUAUUGCCAUAGCACCGAGACAUUUUACUUUGGGUUUCGAGGACAAACUGGCACGGAGAUUGUCCUCAGUAAGCACAACAAGCCAGGUACAUUUGUAUGUGGAGAGUACAGGGCAUGA